AUGCGCGAGCUAAGGGCAGUUGGAGGAGGAGGAGGAGGAGGAGGAGGAGGAGGAGGAGGAGGAGGAGGAGGAGGAGGAGGAGGAGGAGGAGGAGGAGGAGGAGGAAGAGGAGGAGGGAGGAGGGGGGUACUCUGUCAGAAAGGUCUGCAAGAAAAGGUCAGCGUUUUUUACUUGGAACAGGAAGAGAGAGGGAAAAGGGAGAGUAAGGGUGGUGCUUUUGGGGUACCGGAGAGAAAAGAUGCGGAAGGAGAGAGGGAAAACGGAGAAGGGGAAAUGGGAGAGGAGGGCGAUGAGGAGAGUGACGAUGAGAAGGACGAUGGACUCACUCCGAUCGCCACCCCUCUCUCUACUCCUGCUAUACCCUCUCCUGUAGGGAAUUCGUUAAGCCUUUCUCCUUCCGGCUUUUCUGAUGGGGAGAUGGAAAAAGAGGGGGAAAGGGAGGAGGGGAAAGAGGAGGAGGAAGAGGAAGAGGAAGAAGAGGAGGAUGAGGAGGAGUGUACUCCAAUCGCUACGCCUGUGGCGUUUUCCCGGUUUAGAAUCCUUCUCUCUGUGUGCCCACCGCCAGGGCCAGGGCAGCCGAAAGAGUCCAGGUUCAAUGUACCCGGAAAGGAGGAGAGGAAGAAAAUGGGUGCUGGGGAAACGGAGGGGCAAGAGAAGGGUGUACGGUUUGUCAUCCCAAGCAGGAGGGCUAGGGGGGUUCCAGGAGCCUCUGCUGCUACCGCUGGUGCUGUUUCAGGUGGUGCCGUUUCAGGUGGUGGGAGCAUUAGCAAGCCCAGACACAGGCAGUGCCAGUCGUUUUCCGGCUUUGACUUUGGCUUGAUUGCGAAUGGACAGACGUUUCUUGCGGACGAUCAGCCAGAAGAGUCCAUGUUCAAUGCGCCUGGAGAGGCGUUUCUUGAGGAUCAGCCAAAAGCGUCCAGAUUCAAUGCACCUAGACAGACGGAUAUUGAGGCGCAGCCAAAAGAGGUCAGGUUCAAUGUACCUGGACAGGAAGAGAGGGGAAACAAGGGUGGUGGGGCAAAGCAAGGGCAAGAGGGGGGAGCACGGAAAGAGGGGGUGGGACGAGAAGAGGGUGUGCAGGCCAGCAAAGCACGGCUUGCUGUCGCAAGGGGAAACACGGGGGGUUCUGCUGUUGCUGCUGCUGCUCCUGGUGGUGCUGCUGGUGGUGGUGGGGUUUCGGGCGGUGAGGAUUCAGGUGGUGGGGUGUCAGCAGGUGAAAUUUCAGGUGGUGGGGUGUCAGCAGGUGAAAUUUCAGGUGGUGGGGGCAGUGGCAAGCCCAGGCACAGGCAGACCAAAUCGUUUUCCGGCCUUGACUUUGGAUUGAACGAGUGGGAUAUGGGGGAGAGCAGGGAGGGAGGGAGAAGAGAGGGGAUAGCGAGCAGAGGGGGUAGAGAGGAGGGCUCUAGCGGUUGGGCGAGAAGGAGCCAAGGAGAGAGAGAGGAGCAAGGGGGUUUGUCACUUAGAGUAGCGAUGCUUGCAGUUGGGGUGAAAGGAAGGGGAGGAGAGAGAAGGGGGGAUGGAGGAAGGAGGGGAGGGGGAGGAGGAGGGGAGCCUCCAAGCUUGCUGUCUCCACGAGCAGUGCCGAUUGCUUCUGGGGUGAAGGGAGGGGGUGCAGAAAUAGAGAUGGAUGGAGGAGGGAGAAGGGGAGUGGAAGAAGGUCAAAGGGAGAAGGAUGGGAAAGGGAAUGGGCAAGAAGGGGUGGGAAGGGAAGGAGGAGAGGGCAACGGAGGGAAGGGAAAGGUAGAUGAGGUGCCAAAUCUCCCACCGGGAUCAAAUCUCCCACCAGAGGAGCGGAGGGUAUAG
Molecule: messenger RNA, 1803 nt
Organism: Closterium sp. NIES-65
Lineage: Eukaryota; Viridiplantae; Streptophyta; Zygnematophyceae; Desmidiales; Closteriaceae
Source: the annotation of a GenBank genome assembly